Condylostylus longicornis is the source of this 765-nucleotide messenger RNA. Its product is annotated as fork head domain transcription factor slp1-like. Gene Ontology annotation, molecular function: sequence-specific double-stranded DNA binding; DNA-binding transcription factor activity. The transcript has a single exon. Gene Ontology annotation, cellular component: nucleus. Gene Ontology annotation, biological process: regulation of transcription by RNA polymerase II. The record is from RefSeq and is a predicted model, not a curated record. Lineage: Eukaryota; Metazoa; Arthropoda; Insecta; Diptera; Dolichopodidae. The coding region runs from base 58 to 765 and encodes 235 amino acids.
AAUAUAUCAAAUAAUGAAAUUGGUGUUAAUCAAAAUAAUCAAUCCAACGAUAUUGAAAUGAUAAGUGCUAGAAGUAAUAAUAAUGAAACUCCGACAUCUCUAACCUCAAUAUAUGGAACAAGUACACAUAAUGUUGAUCAAAAACCACCCUAUACAUAUAGUGCUCUGAUUGUGAUGGCAAUUCGUAGCAACCCCGAAAAACGUCUAACAUUAAGUGGUAUUUGUGAGUGGAUCGCCGAUAAUUUUCCAUAUUAUCAAAAGAAUAAAAAUGUUUGGCAAAAUUCUAUACGUCAUAAUUUAAGUUUAAAUUCAUGUUUUAUUCGUGUACCACGUGCUUUAGAUGAUCCAGGUCGUGGUCAUUAUUGGGCAUUAGAUCCAACAGCUGAAGAUGUUACAAUCGGAGAAACAACCGGCCGCUUAAGACGUACAAAUCCAUUAAAUAAUCGAAUUUAUACAACAGGGGGUGCAAAAACAAAAUCAUCACACUAUAAUUCCUCUAUUGGUGGUUAUCAUCAUGCUGCAGCGGCUGCAGCUGCUCAAAUCAAUUUUCAUCAUCAAAAUUUACAGCAUUCAAAUCAAUUCCACCAUCAUCAUCAUCAUCAUAAUGGUAAUGCUGUUUAUUUUCCAACUCCAGAAGAAAUGAUUGCAUUACAACAAAUUAAAUCUGAACAAGAGAUGUGGAAUCAAUACCAAUAUCAUUUUCAGCAACAGAUUAUGAUUCAAGGUGGGGCAUAUAAUGGCGAAGCAUUAAAUUGUUUUAGCUAA